Molecule: messenger RNA, 789 nt
Organism: Aspergillus homomorphus CBS 101889
Lineage: Eukaryota; Fungi; Ascomycota; Eurotiomycetes; Eurotiales; Aspergillaceae
Exons: 3
Coding region: 1-789 (262 amino acids)
Biological process (GO): peptidyl-proline hydroxylation to 4-hydroxy-L-proline
Cellular component (GO): endoplasmic reticulum
Molecular function (GO): procollagen-proline 4-dioxygenase activity; iron ion binding; L-ascorbic acid binding
Source: RefSeq, a predicted model, not a curated record
AUGCCCAAAAAAACCCCCCAACCAAAAACAAAACCACCCCCAAAUCCCCCAAAAGAAACCCAAUCCCAAAUCCAAUGGCCCCCUCUCCCCCCCACACCAAAAAGUCCCUACUUCUACCCCUCGAAACCAACUCUCCAACCCCUAGUCGACUCCCAAAUCUACCUGAUCCCGAACUUCUUCCCGCAGACCCUCUGCAAAACCUACACAAGCUUCCUGGCCUCCCUGCCGCUGGUGACAACACCCAAGAACCCGAAACGCGGCGACGCGGUGCGCGUCAACGACCGCUUCCAGGUGCAGGACGAGGGGUUCGCGGCGCAGCUUUGGGAGCUCACGGCGUUGAAGCGGUGUGUGACGGGUCAGAGGAAUGCUAAUGGGGAGGGGAACAGGGAGAAGGAGGCUGCUGGCAAUGUCAAUCGCGAGGUAUGGGGUGGGGAGCCAUUGGGUUUGAAUGGGAAUAUUCGUAUCUAUCGGUAUUCGAGGGGUCAGUUUUUUGAUAAACAUUACGACGAUUCCAAUACCCUCACUUUCAACGCGCCAGGGCAGCCAGCACGGCCGGCUCGCACUACAUGGACUCUACUCAUCUACUUGACGGGCUGCGAGGGCGGAGAGACCGUCUUCUACCCCGAGCCGACGCGGAAGGAUCGAAAUCCCCAACCGGUCUCGGUCGCGCCGGUACCGGGUAUGGCGCUGCUGCAUCGACAUGGCGAGCACUGUAUGUUGCAUGAGGGAAAGGAGGUCCUGAAUGGAGAGAAAUGGGUGUUGCGGAGUGAUUUGGUUGUUGCGCGGUAA